This is a messenger RNA of Glycine soja, 1965 nucleotides long. RefSeq names its product sugar transporter ERD6-like 6. NCBI's taxonomy places the organism in Eukaryota, Viridiplantae, Streptophyta, Magnoliopsida, Fabales, Fabaceae. Gene Ontology annotation, molecular function: sugar transmembrane transporter activity. The coding region runs from base 246 to 1706 and encodes 486 amino acids. Gene Ontology annotation, biological process: transmembrane transport; carbohydrate transport. The record is from RefSeq and is a predicted model, not a curated record. The transcript is spliced from 18 exons. Gene Ontology annotation, cellular component: membrane.
GUAUCUUGGUAUUAUCUCUCUUUCUUAUUCCUAUGAACAUCCACUCUAAUCUGUAUCUCAUGAUGCAUACUAAUCAAACUUUGUUUUAUUGCCAACUCAUUGGGUGAUUCAUUAUAAUAUGUCAUGUCAUCCACUUUCCCUCUUAUGCAGAUGUGUGUUAGAGUGAAGAAAGAGGUUGACAUUAACAAAUCAUAGCAUAGCAGAAGAAGAAGAAGAAGAGAUACAUAGAAAGAAAGAAAAAAAAAAUGAGUUUGAGGGAAGACAAUGAAGAGGGAAGGGAUCUGAAGAAGCCAUUUCUUCACACGGGAAGUUGGUAUCGUAUGAGUGGGAGACAAUCCAGUGUGUUCGGUUCCACACAGGCCAUUCGUGAUUCCUCCAUCUCUGUCUUUGCUUGUGUUCUAAUCGUUGCUUUGGGUCCAAUUCAGUUUGGUUUCACUGCUGGUUACACCUCACCUACACAAUCUGCUAUCAUCAAUGAUCUAGGCCUCUCAGUCUCUGAGUUUUCUUUGUUUGGUUCUUUGUCCAAUGUGGGUGCCAUGGUUGGAGCAAUUGCUAGUGGUCAGAUUGCUGAGUACAUAGGGCGCAAAGGGUCUUUGAUGAUUGCAUCCAUUCCUAAUAUUAUUGGUUGGCUGGCUAUCUCAUUUGCAAAAGAUUCUUCUUUUCUUUAUAUGGGAAGAUUGUUGGAAGGGUUUGGUGUAGGAAUAAUAUCUUACACGGUGCCUGUGUACAUAGCUGAGAUAUCACCUCCAAACUUGCGGGGGGGUUUGGUUUCAGUUAACCAGCUCUCUGUCACCAUUGGAAUUAUGCUGGCAUAUCUGCUGGGGAUUUUUGUUGAAUGGAGAAUCCUUGCAAUUAUAGGAAUUUUACCCUGCACAAUAUUGAUACCUGCCCUGUUUUUCAUUCCCGAGUCUCCUAGAUGGCUGGCAAAAAUGGGAAUGACAGAAGAAUUUGAAACUUCCUUGCAAGUGCUCCGAGGCUUUGAUACUGAUAUUUCUGUUGAAGUGAAUGAAAUUAAGAGGGCUGUUGCUUCAACAAACACAAGAAUUACAGUUCGAUUUGCAGACCUCAAACAAAGAAGAUAUUGGCUUCCCUUAAUGAUUGGAAUUGGACUGCUAAUUUUGCAACAGCUUUCUGGAAUUAAUGGUGUUCUUUUUUAUUCCAGUACCAUCUUUCGAAAUGCUGGAAUCAGUUCAAGUGACGCGGCAACAUUUGGAGUUGGUGCUGUUCAGGUUCUUGCCACCAGUCUAACUUUGUGGCUGGCAGACAAAUCUGGUCGCCGGCUUCUCCUUAUUGUCUCUGCAACUGGAAUGUCUUUUAGUCUCUUAGUUGUUGCAAUCACAUUCUACAUAAAGGCUAGUAUAUCAGAAACUUCUUCCUUGUAUGGGAUAUUGAGCACCUUGUCGCUGGUUGGAGUCGUGGCCAUGGUUAUUGCAUUCUCUCUUGGAAUGGGAGCUAUGCCAUGGAUUAUAAUGUCUGAGAUUCUUCCAAUAAACAUUAAAGGCCUUGCGGGAAGUGUGGCAACACUUGCCAACUGGUUGUUUUCCUGGUUGGUUACAUUGACAGCAAAUAUGCUUUUGGAUUGGAGCUCUGGAGGAACCUUCACCAUAUAUGCAGUUGUAUGUGCCUUGACUGUAGUAUUUGUUACCAUUUGGGUCCCUGAGACAAAGGGAAAAACUAUUGAAGAAAUCCAAUGGUCUUUCAGAUGAAUUUCCUUCUCUAGCAGUUGCUUUUUUUUUUUCCUUUCACAAGCUGAUUUAAGAAUUUCACAUUUUAAUGUAUCUGGGAUUAUCGAGUGAUCCAAGUAUUCAUUUGAUUCCUUCGCUUGAAAAUGGGGAUCCUGUACCGGCGAUAAGUUCUUUGAUGUUUUUUUGUAUGAGUUGGCUUCUUAAACAUUCACUUAGACUAGUGCUCCUGCUGUAUGCACCUUGAAUUGUUCCUCAUUAAUUCAAUUCAUUUUUAUGUUCU